Pipistrellus nathusii (Nathusius's pipistrelle) is the source of this 1248-nucleotide messenger RNA. NCBI's taxonomy places the organism in Eukaryota, Metazoa, Chordata, Mammalia, Chiroptera, Vespertilionidae. The record is from the annotation of a GenBank genome assembly.
AUGAGCAGGCCCCCCUGGAAGAGUCCGCAGUGUGAGAUGGUGCAGCCCAGCGGGGGCCCGGCUGGGGACCAGGACGUGCCGGGUGAAGAGCCUUCUCUGGGGAAGCCAGCCAUGCUCCACCUGCCUUCGGAGCAGGGUGCUCCUGAGACCUUCCAGCGCUGCCUGGAGGAGAAUCAAGAGCUCCGAGAUGCCAUCCGGCAGAGCAACCAGAUGCUGCGGGAGUGCUGUGAGGAGUUGCAGCGGUUCCAGGGCAGCCAGAGGGAGGAGAAGGAGUUCCUCAUGCAGAAGUUCCAGGAGGCCAGGAAGCUGGUGGAGAGACUGAACCUGGAGAAGCUGGACCUGAAGAGACAGAGGGAGCAGGCCCUACAGGAGGUGGAGCACCUGAAGCGAUGCCAGCAGCAGAUGGCUGAGGACAAGGCCUCGGUGAAAGCCCAGGUGACGUCCUUGCUGGGGGAGCUCCAGGAGAGCCAGAGUCGCUUGGAGGCUGCCUCCAAGGAUCGGCAGGCUUUGGAGGCCAGGGCCCGGGCAGCCAGUGAGCAGGCCCGGCAGCUGGAGAGCGAGCGGGAGGCGCUGCAGCAGCAGCACAGCGUGCAGGUGGACCAGCUGCGCAUGCAGAACCAGAGCAUGGAGGCUGCUCUGCGUAUGGAGCGCCAGGCUGCCUCUGAGGAGAAGAGGAAGCUGGCGCAGCUCCAAGCAGCCUAUCACCAGCUCUUCCAAGAUUAUGACAACCACAUGAAGAGUAGCCUCGUGAGUAAUGAGCGAAACCGAGGAAUGCAGCUGGAAGAUCUCAAGCAGCAGCUCCAGCAGGCCGAGGAGGCCCUUGUGGCUAAGCAGGAAUUGAUCGAUAAGCUGAAGGAAGAGGCUGAGCAGCACAAGAUUGUGAUGGAGACCGUUCCGGUGCUCAAGGCCCAGGCGGAUAUCUACGAGGCUGAUUUCCAGGCUGAGAGGCAGGCCCGGGAGAAGCUGGCCGAGAAGAAGGAGCUGCUUCAGGAGCAGCUGGAGCAGCUGCAGCGGGAGUACAGCAGGCUGAAGGCCAGCUGUCAGGAGUCGGCCAGGAUUGAAGAUAUGAGGAAGCGGCAUGAGGUCUCGCAGCCCCCUGCCCAAGCUCACCAGUCCUUUCACCACGCCUUGUUCAGCCAGAGGAGAAGCCCCCCCGAGGAGCCGCCUGACUUCUGCUGCCCCAAGUGCCAGUAUCAGGCUCCUGACAUGGACACCCUGCAGAUCCACGUCAUGGAGUGCAUUCAGUAG